This is a messenger RNA of Anopheles coustani, 2428 nucleotides long. RefSeq names its product signal recognition particle subunit SRP72 (gene Srp72). Gene Ontology annotation, molecular function: ribosome binding; 7S RNA binding; protein binding. Gene Ontology annotation, biological process: SRP-dependent cotranslational protein targeting to membrane. Gene Ontology annotation, cellular component: signal recognition particle, endoplasmic reticulum targeting. The coding region runs from base 129 to 2204 and encodes 691 amino acids. The record is from RefSeq and is a predicted model, not a curated record. The transcript has 3 exons. Lineage: Eukaryota; Metazoa; Arthropoda; Insecta; Diptera; Culicidae.
GUGGACAGCCUCUUGCUCAAGCUGAUACGCGUGGAAAACUGUUUUCCUAAUUCCGAAUCAAAUUUAAAGGUAAUCUUCUGAAUUACAACGUGUAAGAAGUCAGCUGUACCGGAAAUCCGGACGCCACCAUGUCAAAGGCCGAGGCCAAGGAAGCCACCAUUAGGCAGCUGUACACGGAGCUCAACAAGUACUGUGGCAGCGCCGAAUACGACAAGGCCCUGAAAGUGGCCAACAAGAUCAUUACGUUGGAUGGCUCGGAAUGGAAAGCAGCCAAGUGUAAGUUGGUCUGCCUGCUACAGAACGGGAAGUUCGAGGAGGUGCUCAAGUUUCUUGACCGCGGUACAUCCAUCCCGGACACCACCUUCGAGAAGGCGUACAGCGAGUAUCGGCUGAAUCGGGCCGAGGAUGCCUUCCGUACGAUUCAGGCGGUGGCGGGUUCACCUGGCGCAUCGGUGGAGCAGUGGGCCGCUCUGGCACCGAAUCUAAAGGAACUGCUGGCGCAGGUCCUGUACCGCCUCGAGCGCUACGAUGAGUGUUUCGAGCUGUAUCGCAGCAUUAUUAAAAACACUCACGACGACUACGACGAUGAGCGGAGGACGAACAUGAGCGCGGUGGCAGCGAAUCGGUGCAUCGUGGCGGGAGCUAACGGCGACCAGACGCAGCUACCCGAGAACUCGUACGAGCUUGCGUACAAUGCCGGCUGUGCAUUGGCUGGCCGCCAGCAGUACGGCGAGGCGGAGCGAAAGCUGCGCACGAGCGAGAAGAUGUGCCGGGAGGCGCUGGAGGAGGACGGUGCGACUGAGGAGGACAUUAUCGAUGAGAUCACGAUCAUUAAGGUGCAGCUGGCCUACUGCCUGCAGAUGCAGGGGCGCGUGAAGGAAGCGUCGGCACUGUAUGCGGACGCACUGCGCCAUAAGACGAAUGAUGCCGCGUUGACGGCGGUGGUAAGCAACAAUCUGGUGGUGAUCAACCGGGACCAGAACGUGUUCGACUCGCGGAAGAAGAUGAAGGUAGCCACCUCGGAGCAGGCGGAACAGAAGCUAACCUCGUGCCAGCGCAAGACGAUCGCCUUCAACAAUUGCCUGCUGGCGUACUUUGCCAGUCCGGCCGAGUGUGGUCUGCUGGCGACCAGGCUGGCGGUGGCUCAUCCGGAGCUGGAGUUUCAAUCGCUGCUGAUCCGUGUGGCCCAGCUGGCUCGGGACAAGAAGUAUCGGGAGGCGAUCGAGUUGCUGGAGGCGUACGCGCAAAAGUUGCCACGCGAGCGCACGGUUGAGUUGUUGCAGGUACGCUUCGCCAUCGUUCAGCUGCAGCUAGUGGCCGGUAACCGUAAGGCGGCCAUCGAGACGCUCGAGGCGCUCGGUGAUGCACGCUAUCGGCCGGGAGUCGUAUCGGCCCUGGUAACGCUGCACCUCGGGCUGGACAACAAGCAGGCCGCCUCGGAGAUUCUCAAGAGUGCGGUCGAUUGGUACAAGCGGCAGAAGGGCGGUAUCAGCGACGCGGAUCUGAGCGACAUGUGGCGCCAGGCUGCCAGCUUCCACCUGCGGGGUGGCGAGCCUGCGACGGCUGCCAAGAGCCUCGAGGAGUUGCUCCGGACGCACCCGAACGAUAUGAAGCUACUUGCCCAGCUCGUCAUCGCGUACGCCCAGUUCGACCCGGCCAAGGCGCAACAGGCCAGCAAGCGACUGCCGGCUCUGGAGACGCUCACGACCGUGUCGGAGAUCGAUGCACUCGAGGCAACCAACUGGAUGAUGAUCGCGAAGGCCGUAAAGCGCAAGCAACCACUGCCAGGUGGCGGUGCUUCAGGCGGUGGUGCACGUGGUACGGGUGCGGAUCAGUCACCGGGUGCCGGAACGCCUGCCGAGCAGCGCAGGCAGAAGCGCAAGAAGCGUAAGGGCAAGCUGCCGAAGAACUACGAUGCCAGCGCUCAGCCGGAUCCGGAACGGUGGCUUCCACGCUACGAACGUACCGGCUACCGGAAGAAGCGCGACCGUCGUGUGAAGGAGGUCAUCAAGGGCAGCCAGGGAACCGCCUCCGGGCAGGCUGACCAAUACGACAUGAGCAAGGUGUACAACCAGGCGAAACAGUCCCCGGCCACGCCGGGUGCUGGAGGCUCGGCGCAGCACGAGCAGACGGCUGCAGCUGCCGCUGCCACCCGCCAGUUGCCACGUAAGAAUCAGCACAAGAAAAAAAAGGGCAAACACUAAAACAUUUCCAAUAAAGUGUGCAUUGCAUAUAACGUCAAUCAAUUAAACCUUGUAAUGCGCUGGUUCAAAAACACAUCAAAUAUACACCGAAGAACAGCUUUGGCGAAGGAUAUUGUAGUUAUAAAUGUGUAAUGAUGUGGAGCCAAUCAUUUUGUCCGUACAUCUUCUGCAUUUUGUGUAAAUGAUACGCGUUUUUAUUCAAAUUAAAUAAUAAUAGAUAAAAA